Diceros bicornis minor is the source of this 2629-nucleotide messenger RNA. RefSeq names its product G protein-coupled receptor 132 (gene GPR132). The transcript has 2 exons. Gene Ontology annotation, biological process: G1/S transition of mitotic cell cycle; negative regulation of G2/M transition of mitotic cell cycle; G protein-coupled receptor signaling pathway. Gene Ontology annotation, molecular function: G protein-coupled receptor activity. Gene Ontology annotation, cellular component: membrane. The record is from RefSeq and is a predicted model, not a curated record. NCBI's taxonomy places the organism in Eukaryota, Metazoa, Chordata, Mammalia, Perissodactyla, Rhinocerotidae. The coding region runs from base 1 to 1137 and encodes 378 amino acids.
AUGCAGGAAGGGAGCUCGAAAAAGACAGGAAACACCACCCCAGUGACCCUGUCUCUGGGUGUGGCUCCCUCGAACUGCAGCGUGUCCUAUGAAGAGAGCAGGGUAUUCCUGGUGGUGGUGUACAGCGCGGUGUGCACGCUGGGCCUGCCGGCCAACUGCCUGACGGCGUGGCUGACGCUGCUGCAUGUGCGGCAGGGCAACGUGCUGGCCGUCUACCUGUUCUGCCUGGCGCUCUGCGAGCUGCUCUACAUUGGCACUCUGCCGCUCUGGAUCAUCUACAUCCAGAACGAGCACCACUGGACCCUGGGCCCGUGGGCCUGCAAGGUCACUGCCUACAUCUUCUUCUGCAACCUGUACAUCAGCAUCCUUUUCCUGUGCUGCAUCUCCUGCGACCGCUUCAUGGCGGUGGUGUACGCUCUGGAGAGCCGUGGCCACCGCCAGCAGAAGACGGCCAUCCUCGUCUCCACGUGUGUCUUCAUCCUCGUCGGGCUUGUUCACUACCCGGUGUUUCAAAUGGAAGAGAAGGGCACCUGCUUUGAGACGCUCCCGAUGACCAGCAGGAUCGCUGGGUACCACUACUGGCGCUUCGCCGUCGGGUUCGCCAUCCCUCUCGCCAUCAUCACCUUCACCAACCAGCGGAUCUUUAGGAGCAUCAAGCUAAGCGUGUCCCUGAGCGCCGCCCAGAAGGCCAAGGUGAAGCACUUGGCCAUCGCGGUCGUGGUCAUCUUCCUGGUCUGCUUCGCUCCCUACCACCUGGUGCUCCUAGUCAAAGCUGUCGCCUUUUCCUACUACAAAGGGGACGUGGCCUCCGUGUGUGCCUUUGAAGCCAGCCUGUACACGGUCUCCGUGGUGUUCCUCUGCCUGUCCACGGUGAACAGCGUGGCCGACCCCAUCAUCUACGUGCUGGCCACCCAUUCACGGCAAGAAGUGUCCAGAAUCCACAAGGAGUGGAAAAAGUGGCCCACAAAGACAGACGUCAUGAAGCUCACAUGUUCGAAGGACUCGGAGGAGGUGCAAUUGCCCAUGUCACUCGCAAAUGGCCACAUGUUCCCCAGGCCUGUCCGCCCACUAGGGUCACAGCUGGGCACCUGGGGCUCACUGUGCCCCCUGGAGACGCUGAACGAAGAGUCCUGCUGAGCCCAGUGCCCUGCAGGGCAGGACAGCCCGUGCGGGAGUCCAGGGGCCAGCAGCUUGGCUUCCCUUCCACUGAGCCGACCUGCCAGUGUCUGUGGCACUGGCCAUGGAGCCCCUCUGGAAGACACGCCACCGAUUUCUCAUUCCCGGAGCCACACCCUCGGUGAGCCUCUGCCCUUCGGGGGGCCCAGCCCGCCAGGCUCUCCCACUGGGUGAAGAAGGUGGCAGCACCCCAGGGUAAGAUGAUUCUUCCAGGCUGCAGGGAGCCCGGGGAGCUCGUGGCAGGCAGGAGGGCCUCUUCAUCCACGGCUUGUUCUGGCUGGAUCACCUGGCUAUUAGCAAACAGCAGGGCUGUUGGCAGAGGCCACGUGGUGCUGCCGGCAGCUGGCACAUGCCGUGCACGGGGCGGGGGCCUGGUCGGCAUCCAUGGUAAUGACUUCAUUUUCUGUGCUUUUCUGCCAGUGGUGAUUGGAUGACGGUGAUAGUAAUCGUGGGGCCGUUGGGCUUCCGCCUCAGAAUGUCCACACAAACCGUGCACCUUUGCGCAGUGCCCAAUCACUGUGGGACCACCAGGACCUAUGAGCGGGCAGGAUCCCAGCCUCGAGGGCCCUCGGCUGGGGUUGGCGCUGUGCCGAGCAGGUCUGAUGCCUUAGGCUGCCGCAGACCCCUCAGGGGGGCUGUGGGGCGGGGUGCCAGCUGCUCUGGCUCCAGCAGGGAAGUGGGGAGCCCCAGAAGCUCAUGUCAGGAGUAGCUGUUGGCUGGCAAUGCUGGCGGGCACCCCAGGAAAGGUGACACGGCUGCCCUCAAGGCUCAGAGACUGUGGAAUUCCUUCUCAUCAGGCCUUCUGGCUUCUUUAUCGGGGGAGAGGCCGGCCGAGGGCUGGGACAGGGCGAAUCAGGAGCAGGCAGGUGACAGCCCCUCGGCGCCUCCAGCCCCUCAUCAACGUGGGCAUGGAGCCCGGACAGAGCCUGGAACAGGGUCUGCCAUGCGCCCGAGAGAAAGUGGGCGCCUGCAAACCGCACAGCUCGGAGUCAGAGCCUGGGUCUGCCCCUGACAAGCCUCAUCUAGGCCAGGGCAUGUCGCUGCCUCGGUUUCCCCAUCUGUAACAAGGCCAAUGACACCUACCUCACCGGGUCAGCAUCGGGGGCUGACCCACUACCUCGCCUCAAGCACUUCACAUACGCCCCCCCACCCCUCCAGCACAGCGCUGUGACCCAGCGAGCCCCACAGACCGCCCGCCACACAGAGGGGCCCCGGGACCCCCGAAGCACAGUGCAGGCGUGGGUUUUCUGUGGAAACUCUGCCAGGCCAUUGUGCUGAAUUAUGUUCUCAUUUCUGUACGGCAGCUGUUGAUGCUCGUUCUUCACUGUGAGAGACAUUGAGAGGAUACAUUUAGAAAAUAAGUUUAAAAAAAAAGAAAAUAAGUUUAAAAAAAAAAAGGCAAAGAUACACGUCAGUCCCAACCUCCUUUUUAAAUAAAAUACUGUCAUUUUCC